Hyla sarda is the source of this 3271-nucleotide messenger RNA. RefSeq names its product synaptic vesicle glycoprotein 2B (gene SV2B). The coding region runs from base 414 to 2549 and encodes 711 amino acids. Gene Ontology annotation, cellular component: membrane. The transcript has 13 exons. Gene Ontology annotation, molecular function: transmembrane transporter activity. NCBI's taxonomy places the organism in Eukaryota, Metazoa, Chordata, Amphibia, Anura, Hylidae. Gene Ontology annotation, biological process: chemical synaptic transmission; transmembrane transport. The record is from RefSeq and is a predicted model, not a curated record.
CACUGCUUGUUUUUAGUGUGUGUGCUAUACAGGCUGAUGGACUCUUCCAUUCCUCGUAUCCCGGUGAUGCCUGGAUAUACUAUUACACUGGGAUGAUCGGCUUGGUUCUCAAGAGCUGUACGCUUAAUCUUAUGCUGGCGAUCUGCUCGGAGCACGGCAGCCUCUGAAGGACCUCACUCAAUGGCACCUCAACAAUAAAAAGGUAGAUUUCCCAGGACUGUGGAAUUCAUUAUUCUUCAGAUCCGAAUGCAUCAUACAAAACAAAAUGAUUCAGAAAAUUCUCUUGGCCAUUGAUGGUGAAGCUACAAGCCACAAUUGUUGAUUUGUCAAUAUUCUUAGCAAAAAUUGAGCUGUCUCUGGAUUUAUCUGUUCUAUUGUAAACACUGGCACAUAUAUUUUAAAUCUAACCCAAAAUGGAAGAUGGCUACAGACAUAACUCUAAUUUUCACCAAGGAGCACGGGAUAUAGUACGAGAAGUGAAGAGACAAACAAGUAACCAAGCGAUGGAUUAUUACCAAAAUAAUACGUAUGGUGGUUAUUCAUCAAAUGAGGGUUAUUAUAAUAGCGGAGAUCCUGUCAAUCAGGAGGAAGAUGCCCAGAGCGACGCUACAGAGGGGCAUGAUGAAGAGGAUGAGAUAUAUGAAGGAGAAUAUCAGGGUAUUCCACACCCUGAUGAUGUUAGGGCUCAACAGAAGGACACAUCCAUGAGAGAUGAAUUUAGAGACCAUGCUGAUAUCAUGGCAGAGAGGAAGGAGGAUGAGGAACAGUUAGCUUACCAAUAUGAGAACAUCAUUCAAGAAUGUGGCCAUGGACGUUUCCAGUGGACCCUUUUCUUUGUUUUAGGGCUUGCCUUGAUGGCUGAUGGCGUAGAACUCUUUGUUGUAGGAUUUGUGCUCCCCAGUGCUGAAAAAGACAUGUGUUUAUCACGCUCAAACAAAGGAAUGCUAGGAUUAAUAGUGUACCUUGGGAUGAUGUGUGGUGCGUUUGUAUGGGGAGGAUUGGCAGACAGACUAGGGAGGAAGAAAUGUCUCACCAUAUCACUGGCCAUCAAUGCUGCCUUUUCAUUCAUAUCCUCCUUUGUUCAGGGGUAUGGCUUCUUCCUCUUCUGCCGCCUUAUUUCUGGAUUUGGUAUUGGGGGAUCCCUACCUAUUGUGUUUGCCUAUUUCUCCGAAUUCCUGUCACGUGAGAAGAGAGGGGAGCAUUUGAGCUGGCUUUGUAUGUUUUGGAUGAUUGGCGCAGUCUAUGCAUCAAUAAUGGCGUGGAGCAUCAUUCCUCACUAUGGAUGGGGAUUCAGUAUGGGGACACACUACCAUUUCCACAGCUGGAGAGUGUUCGUGGUUAUAUGUGUUUUUCCCUGCAUCGCUUCUAUGAUUGCUUUGAAGUUUAUGCCUGAAAGUCCUCGCUUCUUAUUGGAGACUGGUAAACAUGAUGAAGCUUGGAUGAUUCUAAAGAAGGUUCAUGACACCAAUAUGAGAGCCAAGGGAGAACCGGAAAAAGUUUUUACAGUUUCCCAUAUUAAGACACCGAAACAAGUUGAUGAGUUUAUUGAAAUUCAGAGUUCUACUGGGACAUGGUUUCAGCGCUGGCUGGUCAGGGUCAUGACAGUUGUCAAGCAGGUAUGGGAGAGCAUACUGUUCUGCUUUUCUGGCCAGUACAGGAAAAACACAAUAUUUCUGGCAGUGGUUUGGUUUACUAUGUCCUUAAGCUACUAUGGUCUUACGGUCUGGUUUCCUGAUACAAUUCGGUACAUACAAGAUGAAGAGUAUGCAAGCAGAGUUAAAAGAUUUGAGAAUGAACAUGUCAAGAACUUUGUAUUCAAUUUUACCCUUGAAAACCAAAUACACAUCGAUGGGACCUAUUACAAUGACAAGUUCUAUAAAAUGAAGUUCAAAUAUGUCACCUUUGAGGACUGUGUCUUUGAUGAAUGCUACUUUGAGGAUGUUACUUCAACAGGCACCAUCUUUAAGAACUGUACCAUCAAAUAUUCAUAUUUUCACAAUACAGAUCUUCAUGAGCACAGAUUCAUUGACUGCACACUAAUAAACAGCACAUUCUCUAACCAUAAAGAAGACUGUGAUAUUGACUUUGAAGAAGACAAUGAUUUUCUGAUUUACCUGGUUAGUUUUCUUGGAAGCUUAUCGGUAUUACCUGGAAAUAUUAUCUCCGCUCUCCUUAUGGACAAAAUUGGAAGAAUAAAAAUGAUAGCUGGGUCCAUGCUGAUCUCAGCAGUUUGCUGUUUCUUCCUCUUCUUUGGUAGCAGUGAAUCCGCAAUGAUUGGCUGGCAGUGCCUUUUCUGUGGCACCAGUAUAGCAGCAUGGAAUGCUCUCGAUGUUAUUACAGUGGAGCUUUACCCUACAAAUAAAAGGGCAACUGCAUUUGGCAUCCUGAAUGGUUUGUGCAAGUUGGCUGCCAUUUUUGGAAACUCUAUUUUUGCAUCCUUCGUUGGCAUAACAAAGGUGGUUCCUAUUCUCCUCGCAUCCACUGCUCUCGUUGGUGGAGGCCUUAUAUCCCUUCGGCUACCUGAGACCCGAGAACUUGUCCUCAUGUAAAAACCCAUAGACACAUACUGAGACCCCUGUAAUGGAGGGCUCAGUAUGUUUGAGGAUGUUCUGUUGAUGCAGGACCUCUCUAAGACUUGUGUUAACCUGAUUUCAAUGAACACACUCCCAUCACAGUCUUCACAGCUCAAGCAACAUUCAAAGUAAAAAAAAAGUUAGCUCAGUUCUGUACUACUUAAGAUCUGAACUUGUAUAUAUAUAUGAGCAUUGCAUUUUAGCAUUUUGCCUCAGUAAAAAGUCACCUUCAGUCAGUUGAGGAGCUAUGGAAGAUGUUUGGUUUGAUUUGGUUUGGUUACUUAUUGAGUACUCUAAGAAUCUUCUGGCACAUGUCUCCCUAUAUAAAGUCUGGGUAAUAAUGUGCAUAACCCAGUCUAGAUACACAUGAUCACAAUAGAAAAUAUAUAAAGGCAGCUUCAAAGUUCUCUCUACUAUCAAUUACAAAUAAUAUUUCCAUUUUUUCAUAAGACAGUAGUAAAUUUAGAAUCAUAGAAUAAGAAAGAAAACAAUGACUGUGAAUCACUAGCUAUGUACCUGUAUUUUCUAUCUGGCUAAUCCAUAAAACAUGAUGCAUGUGAGAUGACAUGUAAGGAAUGGGGUUCAAGGAAAACUGUCACUUGUUUUCUCCCGCACUAUCCACAGGUACUGGUGGAUAGUGCGGGAGACGCUGAUUAAAAUUAGCCCUACCUUACCCGAACCUGCACCGCCGUUCUCCC